AUGGCCAUCGAGAAGAAGCACGGCAAAGGCCGUUUGGACAAAUACUACUACCUCGCCAAAGAAAAGGGCUACCGCUCGCGUGCCGCCUUCAAGCUCGUUCAGCUCAACAAGAAGUACGGUUUCCUGCAAAAGUCAAGAUGUCUGAUCGAUUUGUGCGCUGCUCCUGGUGGUUGGCUGCAGGUCGCCGCAGAGACCAUGCCCAUCAAGUCCUUGAUCAUUGGUGUUGAUCUGGCCCCCAUCAAGCCUGUUCCCAAGACAAUCACUUUCCAGGGCGAUAUUACUACCGACAAGACUCGCGCUAUCAUCCGUGGACACCUCAAGACUUGGAAGGCCGACACUGUCAUCCACGAUGGUGCUCCCAACGUUGGUACCGCCUGGGUUCAGGAUGCCUUCAGUCAGAACGAACUGGUCCUGCACUCUCUGCGUCUCGCAUGCGACUUCCUCGGCCCUGGCGGUAACUUUGUAACAAAGGUCUUCCGUUCCAAGGACAGCGCAAAGCUCGAGUGGACUUUCAAGCAACUCUUCGACAAGGUCGAGCAGACCAAACCUCCAUCCUCGCGUAACGUCUCGGCCGAAACUUUCUACGUCUGCCGUGGCUUCAAGGCCCCCAAGAACCUCGAUCCCCGUUUCCUCGACCCUCAGUACGCUUUUGCCGAAGUCAAAGAUGCUGUUCCUAACAAUGAGGCCAAGGUCUUCAACCCUGAAGUCAAGAAGAGAAAGAGAGAAGGUUAUGACGAGGGCGACUGGACACAAUACCACGAAGUUCCUGUCAGCGAAUUUAUCCAGACAACCGAUCCUAUUGCUAUUCUCGGUGGCAUGAACAAGCUCACCUUCAACCAGUCUGGAAAUGGCGACAUUGCUCUGGCCACCAUCGACAAGCUCCCCGAGACCACCGAAGAAGUUAGAAUCUGCUGUAACGAUUUGAAAGUCCUCGGUAAAAGGGAAUUCCGCCUUUUGCUGAAAUGGCGUCUUCAAAAAGCCACCGAUGCUGAGAAGAAGGAUGCCGAAGCAGCAGACGACGAAGAAGCCGCCGAAGUCGAAAGCAUGGACGAAGAGAUGAAGCUGCAGGAGGAAUUGCAAAGAUGA
Molecule: messenger RNA, 1086 nt
Organism: Aureobasidium musti
Lineage: Eukaryota; Fungi; Ascomycota; Dothideomycetes; Dothideales; Saccotheciaceae
Source: the annotation of a GenBank genome assembly